CAUUUUCAUUCAUUCUCUUUUGAAUCAACAAACUUGUGUUGCAUCUAAUUCCUUUUCUCAUUCUAAAAAAACUUCAUAAUGUUGAAAUCAUUGACAUUAUUGGUUCUCAUCUUGUGCACCACUCUUGUUGUAACUCACUCCCGAGUUAUUGAACCAAAUGAUGCUAAUACAGUCCGACAAACUUGUAGUAAGACUCCAAAUUCUGCAUUGUGCAUUCAGUACCUAAAUGCAGACCCAAAAAGCUCCACCGCAGAUGUGAAUGGUUUAGCACUAAUAAUGGUUAAUGUUAUAAAGAGCAAAGCAAACAUUGCAGUAAACAAAAUCAAUCAACUUAAAGGAAGUAUUCCUCCCGCUCAAAAGGUAGCACUUAAGUCUUGUGCUGAUAAAUACAAUGCAAUUUUGGUAGCAGAUGUUCCACAAGCAACCGAAGCUUUGCAAAAAGGAGACCCUAAGUUUGCAGUAGAUGCUGCAAAUGAUGCUGCUAUUGAAGCCAAUGGUUGUGAGAAUGGCUUCUCUGGAAAAUCACCACUCACAGCUGAAAACAAUGUAGUGCGUGAUGCAUCUGCCAUAACAUCAGCUAUAUGUAGAUUGUUGCUCUAGUUUGUUUAAUCAAAAAAUUUCAAUAAAAUUUAAAUAAAUAUUAUACAUAUUUUUCAAGAGACUAAA
Molecule: messenger RNA, 666 nt
Organism: Lathyrus oleraceus (garden pea)
Lineage: Eukaryota; Viridiplantae; Streptophyta; Magnoliopsida; Fabales; Fabaceae
Product: cell wall / vacuolar inhibitor of fructosidase 1-like
Exons: 1
Coding region: 79-600 (173 amino acids)
Biological process (GO): negative regulation of catalytic activity
Molecular function (GO): enzyme inhibitor activity
Source: RefSeq, a predicted model, not a curated record